Mytilus trossulus (common blue mussel) is the source of this 3097-nucleotide messenger RNA. RefSeq lists its product as uncharacterized. The coding region runs from base 475 to 1779 and encodes 434 amino acids. The record is from RefSeq and is a predicted model, not a curated record. NCBI's taxonomy places the organism in Eukaryota, Metazoa, Mollusca, Bivalvia, Mytilida, Mytilidae. The transcript is spliced from 8 exons.
UCACAAUGGGAUCAAGCUGACACAAAAGGAUUCCAGAGUUUUUAACAAGUAGCUUGAAGGAUAAAAUUUAUAUAAUACUUUCAAAAACAUAUAUUGCUUUUUGAAAAGGAUAUCGAAGCUUGUGAAAAUAUUUUGUUUAUGAAAUGUAAGUUUUUCACUAUCGGAUUAAUAUAAAAGGAUAGGUUGAAAUAGAAUUCCAAAAGUGUUGAGUGUACAUAUUGUUUGUAUAUAUUGCGUCCAAUUACGCUAUGAUUCGCGUCGAUAUAAUAUCCCCUCAGCUGAAUAAAUGUGAUAUGCUUAAUUUACAUACUUAACAAUAUCAAAAGUAUUUUCCUAUUUCGAUUUUUAAAUAUAUAGUUUGAAUCGAAUGUAAUUUAAAUUCUGAAGGUUUCCUAAAUAACGUAUAUACACGUAUUGGAAGUUUAAGUUCAACUUCAAUUAGUGAGUUUAACAUACACACGCAAAGAAUUCAAAAUGCCGCCUUUAGGAGAAAAAAUGUGGAUCACGAACUAUAUGGAUAGUUACAACAAAGACAGGAAAUAUUCAAGGAAAUUCAGUGGAACUUCAAGGUACAACACGCCAAAAAGAAAACCUAUAUCAGAACGCUUGGAAUUUUUAGCACGACCGAAAACUCCAGCUCGUCCAAAAACAGCUUCAGUAGUACAAGAGCAAAAUACUUUAUACAACGAAAAAUCUCAACCCGUUGUAUCAUUUGAUGAAUUUAAUAAACAAUUUACGAAGCUAAGGUUUGAUAGUAAUGGAUACGUUGUUCAUCCAUAUAGUUGUCCACCGGAAGUUAAUAUUGGAGUACAAGGAACGCAUGUGCAAUUAUCAGAGAGAGAAAAUAAAAACCAUUAUAUGCAACCGAUCCUAGAAGCAGCUGAUAGUCUCCCGAAAACUGAAUUAAAUUUCGAAAAGAAGGAAGAAGAAGAAGAGAAAGAGAAUGACGAAGAGGAAGAAAACACAGAUAAUGUGGAUAAACCAGACGAAAUACCAACGGUAGCUACACCAGUACCAGACGCACUAACUGACAAGACUAAGGAUUACCAUUGGUUGUGUUGGCCAGAGCCUAAACCAAAGGACGAACCACCACUAAGACCACAUACAUCACUAGGUAUACAUAGAGCUCUGACACCGUACGGAGGAGUACCAGGUGACGAUAUAGAAGAUCGACCUAGUAGUACCAUUCCAGGUUAUGCUUUUGGAGAUUCCGAGGACAUAACACGUGGACCUCCUAUGACAUACGUGCCUGAGUUAAAAUCUUGGGUUAAUUCUUCAAACGAGUACGAUAAAGACAUCGCUCAGAAUAUAAUGAAUACCAUGUAUUCUAGUCUCGCUCCACCACUGCCAGCCGAAGCUCUUCGACCAAAGAGACAGAUGACAUUUUCAUAUGGCGGACGAAGAUCAAAUAACUCUAUGUACAAUUCGAUGCCAGAUCCUUUGACUCAUUAUUCUCAAAGUUGGCGACCUGUAUAUGAAGACAGAAGAGGACCACCAAGCAGACAUGAAAUUGUUCCAUCAUUUCCUCAGAUACCAGGACUACAAAGAAGUAAAACCGACCUUCAACCAAUGAAACGUAGAACAAUACGUUAUCCUGCCGGGGAUGAUUAUGUACACGAAAGAAGCAUGUUUAUGACUACACAGCCAUCAUGUACAGGCCACUUCAUAAUCCACCCUGAUUGGGUUUCGGAGCGAUCUGGGAAACGAAAGCUUUUUGCUACAAAGAAGAAUGGAAACUCAAGAAAUGGACUACGUUAUGGAACUCCGCAUGAAAUCUAGAACGUUAAUCAAUAAUUUAUUGAAAAAUCAAAAAAACACCGUUUUAUCUGAUUUUUAGUUAUCAUGCCUAUUUAAAUAUUGUUGUACAACUACAUUUGUGUAGAGCUAAGUACCAAAAGUUAUCAAAUUGUCAUUUGCUUUAAGGGCAUUAGCCAAUGAGUAAACAUAUUGUUUUCUUGGAAACACAAAAUCUGUUGAAAAAUCAGAUAUUUUAAAAAUUUACAUAUAUUUAUAUUAAUCCCAAAAUACAGAACAAUUAUAGUGAAAUUAAUACUGAUAAAUACAUGAAACUAUGCACAUAUAGUCUUAUUUAAAUAACGAACAAUCAUGUAUGAAACUGCCAUGUAUGAUGAGGCAAAAAAUUGCUCAAUGCGUGUUUAUAACUUAUAUAUGUACAAAGAAGUACCAAUAUGGUGUUUCACCAAAAAAGUCUUUCAAAUAAUCCGUCCAUUUUCUUCUAGUUUAUUGAACAGUAUGUAUGGAGAGUGUCAGUGAUACGCAUAUAUAUUUAAUUCUGUUUUGUAAAGUUCUAAAAAUGAUAAAUGUUAAUUUGUCUUCUAAAAGGAAGAUGGGACAUGCAAAUAAAUGAUUCGAAAACUACUUCCGAGUCUCCAAUGUCUAGUAUAGCAUUGCAUAAUUUCGUUUUUCGAUAACUCAGCUUCAGAAGUUACCUCUAUAAACAAAUUUAAUGUAGAGUAGUGUUUUCAAAAAGCUGAGUGCAUAAUGUUUUAGAGCAACACAAGCCUUUUUGAUUUUAAAAAUUAAGAAAAGUAUUUCAUCAUGCUUAUCUGUAAGCUAUGAUACUAAAAUGUUAGAAUAGAAUUUUUUUAAUUCUUCUGCCUGUAUGUUGAAUAAUUGUUGAAGCUUUUGCAUGUUUUUUGUUCAUUAGUUCUCAUUGGUGCAAUCAUUAGACCAUCCAAGAUGGCUUUCUAAAACUUGUACUGUUAAGUUUCUAUUUACACUUUGUGUCUAGUCUUAUCUUAAUCGUAUGUGUAGUUAUUUUUUUUUCAAGAAUUUAUUAUUUAUUAAUUGUUGUAUUUAAUUUAUAGCGUUGUAAAUAAUUCACAAUAGUUUAGGUUAUGCAUGCACAUGAGUGGUAUUAAUACAUCAUUUUGAGUGUGUGUGACCAAUCAAAUUGAGUAUGGAUCGAUUCUGCAGAGUUGCAGAUUCACCAUGCUUUUACCGGGAACAGUAUUAAGAUGUACAGAAUGGUUUGGAGUGUGUUUUGCAUAAAUUAUAAUUAUAGUAUAAUCAUUGUAAAUAGUGUUAUCAUUUAGGAUAUUUAUUUAUUGCAAAUAAAACAGCUUAAUAUAUUAAA